Molecule: messenger RNA, 1377 nt
Organism: Mesorhabditis belari
Lineage: Eukaryota; Metazoa; Nematoda; Chromadorea; Rhabditida; Rhabditidae
Source: the annotation of a GenBank genome assembly
AUGAAUCAAGGCGAGAACUUGGUGCAAGCGCUUGCCUCCCAGUAUAUGGUAGACUUCUUCAUCGAUCGACCAUUUGAGCGACUCCUUCCUCGAUGUUGGCAAGAAUUCUUUUCAUCAUUGGGAAACGAAUCAAUCAUCGAGUUCUGCGAUCCAAGUCGAACACCCAGCCAUCUGAAUCAACCACAACCGCUAGGUUUACUUGCUCUACGGGUUCUCGCUUCAUCGCUCAGCACAGCUCGAGUUCACGUUGGUCGUCCCGAGGAUUUGUUGAGUCUUUUUGAGAUUAAUGAGAAAAGCGAUGAGCUGAUGCCGGAUUUCUCGCUAUCCUUAUCAAUUGAACUAAAACGGAAGAUCAAGGCUAAAAAAUUGCACGAAAUUGAACGAAUUCUGGAAGUGAUACGAUGCGCAAGGUUGAAGUCCCAAUUUGAAAAUGUUGUGGACAUCGGAGCCGGCGUCGGACACUUGACAAGAGCAAUAUCGAUGAGUUUGCCUGUUCGAGUGCAUUCAAUUGAAGGAAAUGAAAAAUUAGUAUCUGCAGCUAGGAAGCUGGAUUCAAAAUUUAGUUCUCUCCUGGUUUCGGAUGAAUCCACGUGGAUUAAACCUGAAAGAAAGGCCGAAUAUGUUUCUUUAAAUGCCGAAACGAAAAUUCCAGGCGAAGACGCUGGUGUUUGUUUGGUUGGGGUACACGCAUGUGGAGAUCUCUCAUCGACCAUAAUUCGGAUGUUUACGAAACAUCCACAAAUUACCUGUUUAAUAUUGUUUGGCUGUUGCUAUCACAAACUAAACGCAGGUGCUGACAAAUUAUAUCAGCAAAAGUGGGGGAAAUGCGCAGAAACAAUGGACUGCAACAUUGAAACGCUUGGUUAUCCACUGUCGAAUGGGCUUACAUCAAGUUUUACCUACGCGGCACGUGAAUUAGCGUGUUACGCGCGCGAGCAGUAUAUGGCUUCAGAAGAUUUCGACAUACGACAACAAAUUUUCCGCGCAUUGCUAGAAUGGAUUGUUGUUCGAUCUACGAUAGAUCAACUAAAUGGCCCUGUUCGUCAUCUACCUUUUCACGGAGUUUCUGCGUCGGCAAAUCUUGAAUUUGGAUCGUACAUUCAUGAAAUGCUAAAGCCUUAUCCUGAACUUCUAGAACCCGUUAAAAAUACUUUAUCAUCCAUGGAUCUUGAUAUUGAUGAUUUUGUAAAAAGGUCAACAUCCUCAUUUCUUUCGAUUUUGGCACUCCGAAUCAUGAUUGCUCCUCUUAUUGAGUCUUGUAUUGUUGAUGAUAGAGUACAAUAUAUACGUGAUGCUGGUCAUUCUGCGAUCUCUUUUCCUCUUUUUAAUUCUGUGGUUUCUCCUAGGAAUAUUUGUAUUGCUGCCUUCAAAAAAUUG